AUGGCGGCUCCGGGCCACCCUCCCACCCGCUUCCACCGCGUGCACGGCGCCAAUGUGCGCCUGGACGCCUCGCGCACACGGGCCACGCGGGUCGAGAGCUUCGCCAACGCGCUGUGCUUCAGCCACGAGCCGCUGGCACCCGGGCAGAUCUUCCUGGUGGAGAUCGAGGAGAAGGAGCUGGGUUGGUGCGGGCACCUGCGCGUGGGGCUGACGGCGCACGACCCGCAGAGCCUGGGCACCGUGCCCGAGUAUUCGCUGCCUGACCUGGUCGGCCUGGGAGACACCUGGGUGUUCGCCAUCACCCGCAGUCACAACCGCGUGUCGGCCGACGGGCAGGAGGAGCCGGCCCCGGCCCCGGCCCCGCUCUGGGAGCCCGAGCUGCGCAUCGAGGGCGUGAGGAUCCCCCGCGACAAACUGGUGGGGCGCAGCCGCCCCGGGCGCUACAGCCAUCUCCUGGAUGAGCUGUACCGCACCAACGUGCUGCCUCCCACCGCCCUGCGCAGCCGCAUCGGCGUGCUGUACGCCCCGCGGCCCGACGGCACCGCCGACAUGCACAUCGUCAUCAACGGGGAGGACAUGGGGCCGAGCGCCCGGAGCCUGCCCACCGCGCGGCCGCUCUACGCUGUGGUUGACGUCUUCGCCUCUACCAAAAGCGUCCGUGUGAUCCAGGUGGAAUACGGCUUCCCUUCCCUGCAGACGCUCUGCCGGCUGGUCAUCCAGAAGCACAUUGUGCACCGCCUGGCCAUCGACGGCUUGGAUCUGCCCCCCAUGCUGAAGCACUUCUGCCAACACGAGUGAGGAACUGAGGUGCUGCAUGGCCUGACAGCCUCCAGAGCAUGCCAGAGACUUUGUGUGAACGGGUACGGUUGGAGCUCUGAGCACCCAAUGUAGCUUUAGGUGCCCCUGUUGUUUGCACAGCCUCGAUGGCCUUCAAGGGUCCUUUCAACUCAAAUUGCUGUACGGUUGGGCUCGUGCCCACUCACAGAAGAGAGUGAGUAAUAAAGCACUUCAAGGCACA
This is a messenger RNA of Lagopus leucura (white-tailed ptarmigan), 1018 nucleotides long. RefSeq names its product neuralized E3 ubiquitin protein ligase 2 (gene NEURL2). The record is from RefSeq and is a predicted model, not a curated record. The transcript is spliced from 2 exons. Gene Ontology annotation, biological process: intracellular signal transduction. NCBI's taxonomy places the organism in Eukaryota, Metazoa, Chordata, Aves, Galliformes, Phasianidae. Gene Ontology annotation, molecular function: ubiquitin protein ligase activity. The coding region runs from base 1 to 798 and encodes 265 amino acids.